AGCACUAACUAUGGUCCCAGUGGCAAUUUGGGCAAGAGAAGGUACAGCUAUGGAAACUUUAAUCUCAAGAGUCAAGAUGGUCUGGACUCUGUCUUUGCCGAUGAUGAGAAAACCACCAGUAAGGAGAAUGAGAGUCGUCGAGGGUCAUUGCUUUUGGCACAUAUGGGGAGACGCAUGAGUAUGCAAAAUCAAGGGAUUGCCUCAUCUCAACCUCCCGUGCCCACCUCCGGGUCAGAGGGCAAAGAGUCAAGCAACCCUGGGGAAUGCAAUGGGAAGCCUUCUUUGCUUGGUGGAGAUCCCACUUCUGGGAAUGUCACAUCCUCAGGGGCAACUGAAACAUCUGGAAAAGUAGAUAUGACUUCUGAGGAAGCCAGAAAGAAGAAUGCAGUGGCAGCCCACACCUUGUCUGCAGAGUAUUUUGGUGAACCAUUCCGAGAGAAAAGGGCAGUGAGUGUAGUCAGUAUCAUUACUUCUGUCCUUGAAGAACUCGAAGAGUCUGAGCAGAGGUGCCCCCCUUGCUGGAUCCGCUUUGCUCAGAAGUAUCUCAUUUGGGAAUGCUGUGAGCCCUGGGUGAAGUUCAAGGAUAUGAUAUCAAAUAUUGUGAUGGACCCUUUCACGGAGCUCGGCGUCACCCUCUGCAUUGUGACCAACACACUGUUCAUGUCCAUGGAGCACUACAAUAUGACCCCAUCCUUUUCUUCGAUGCUCCAAGUGGGCAAUAUAUUCUUCACGGUGAUUUUCACUGCUGAGAUGGUGCUGAAGAUCAUCGCCUUCCAUCCCUAUUAUUACUUCCAAAAGAGCUGGAAUAUCUUUGACAGCAUCAUCGUCACCUUGAGCCUGGUGGAGCUGGGUUUGCCCCAAAGAGCGAGCUUAUCGGUGCUGCGGUCCUUCAGACUGCUGAGGGUCUUCAAGCUGGCCAAGUCCUGGCCAACCUUGAACAAUCUCAUCAAGAUCAUUGGCAACUCUGUGGGAGCCUUAGGCAACCUUACCCUGAUCCUGGCCAUCAUCGUCUUCAUCUUCGCUGUGGUUGGAAAGCAGCUAUUUGGAGAUAACUAUGAGAAACUCUGUGAUCGUGACACAGGGCACCUGCCUCGCUGGCACAUGCAUGACUUCUUCCAUUCUUUUCUCAUCGUGUUUCGAAUCCUCUGCGGGGAAUGGAUUGAGACUAUGUGGGACUGCAUGCAGGUGUCUGAGAUAUCCAUGUGCCUCAUCGUCUUCUUAAUGGUGAUGGUUCUGGGGAACCUGGUGGUCCUCAACUUGUUCAUUGCCUUGCUCCUGAAUUCCUUCAGUGCCGACAACCUAGCCUCAGAAGAUGAUGGAGAGCUGAACAAUCUCCAGAUAGCUCUGGCCAGGCUUCAGAAGUUUGUGCACCUCACAGGGCAAGCCAUUCGGGACUUUUGGGGCAGAAAGUUCUGGACUUCCAAAGCCAAAGAGGAGAAGCAGAAGGAGGUGGUGAAAAUGGCCUUCUUGGAAUCAGGGGUCCCAAACCACGUGGCUGCCCAGGCUCUUGCCAGUGUUGGGAGUGUCAAAGAUAACCCAGCUCCCAAUGGGCUGGCCUUGGAGUUGGCCACGUGCCCUGUCAGUGACGCUGGAAACAGCAACAUGGAGAUCACAGUCCCUAUGGCUGUGGCAGAAUCUGAUAUUGAAGAUGAGGAUGAUGAAGAUGAAGAAGAUAGUGGCGGUGAUGAGUCAAACCUGGCAUUAGAAGGGGCUCCUCUAAAACAGGAAGUCCCCCUGCAAGAAGAAGGAAGGCUACACCACCACCUCAUGUCUGAGACUUCUUCUGAAGACUUAGCCUUGUACAUGGACACGCCAUGGAAGGAUACCCAGUCAGGUGUCAGCCCCAGAGAGAAAGAAGAUGAUGUCACAAGUUGCUCGGAAGGCAGCACUGUGGACAUCCCUGAUCCCGAGAUAAUACUAAAGAAAAUUACAGAUCUCAGCGAGAUCUUAGAGGAACCUGAGGAUUGCUUCACAGAGGCCUGCGUUCGGCGCUGUCCCUGCUGCACAAUGGACACAGGAAGGUAUCCCGGAUCUCUCUUCUGGAGCCUGAGAAAGACGUGCUACCAUAUUGUGGAACACACCUGGUUUGAAAGUUUCAUCAUUUUUAUGAUUCUGCUGAGCAGUGGAGCGCUGGCUUUUGAAGAUAUUUACCUGGAGCACAGGGCCCUGCUGAAAGCUAUCCUGGAGUUUUCUGACUUGGUGUUCACCUACAUCUUUGUCCUUGAGAUGCUGCUGAAGUGGGUAGCCUACGGGUUCAAGGCCUACUUCACCAAUGCCUGGUGCUGGCUGGACUUCCUCAUUGUGGAUGUUUCAUUGAUAAGUCUAGUAGCAAAUACACUUGGCUUCUCUGAAAUUGGUCCCAUUAAAUCCCUCCGCACCCUCCGAGCACUGAGGCCCCUGAGAGCACUGUCACGUUUUGAAGGCAUGAGGGUGGUUGUAGAUGCCCUGGUUGGCGCAAUCCCUUCCAUCAUGAAUGUCCUUCUGGUCUGUCUUAUCUUCUGGCUCAUCUUCAGCAUCAUGGGAGUGAAUCUCUUUUCAGGAAAAUUUGGCAGAUGCAUGAACAUUACCCAGGGAGAAUUUUCCCUUGUGAAUGUGUCAAUUGCCAAUAACAAGACCCAAUGUAAUAACUCAGGUCUCUUUUGGGACACUGUGAAAGUCAACUUUAAUAAUGUGGGAAUAGGAUACCUUGCUCUUCUGCAGGUGGCAACAUUUAAAGGGUGGAUGGACAUCAUGUAUGCUGCUGUAGAUUCCCGAAAGCAAGAGGAGCAGCCCCAGUGGGAAGCCAACCUGUACAUGUACCUCUAUUUUGUCAUCUUCAUCAUCUUUGGGGGCUUCUUCACACUGAACCUCUUCGUCGGAGUCAUAAUUGACAAUUUCAAUCAACAAAAGAAAAAGAUAAGUGGUCAAGACAUAUUCAUGACUGAAGAACAGAAGAAAUAUUAUAAUGCCAUGAAAAAACUGGGAUCCAAGAAGCCUCAGAAACCAAUCCCAAGGCCUCUGAACAAAUGUCAAGGCUUUGUAUUUGACAUUGUAACAAAGCAAGCCUUCGACGUGGCCAUCAUGGUCCUCAUCUGCCUUAAUAUGAUUACCAUGAUGGUGGAGACAGAUGACCAAAGUGAGGAGAAGACCAGAAUCCUCAACAGGAUCAACCAGUUCUUCGUUGCUGUCUUCACAGCAGAGUGUGUCCUGAAGAUCUUUGCCCUGAGACAUUACUAUUUCAUCAAUGGGUGGAACAUCUUUGAUUUAAUUGUUGUGGUCCUCUCAAUUGCAAGCGUGGUGUUUUCUGGCAUUAUGAAGUCGCUUGAAAGUUAUUUUUCUCCAACGCUCUUCAGAGUCAUCCGUCUGGCCCGGAUCGGCCGUAUCCUCCGGCUGAUCCGAGCAGCCAAGGGGAUUCGCACCCUGCUCUUUGCCCUCAUGAUGUCCCUCCCCGCCCUCUUCAACAUCGGCCUGCUGCUCUUUCUCGUCAUGUUCAUCUACUCCAUCUUUGGCAUGGCCAACUUUGCCCACGUGAAACGAGAGGCUGGGAUCGAUGACAUGUUUAACUUCCAGACGUUCGCCAACAGCAUGCUCUGCCUCUUCCAGAUCACCACAUCCGCGGGCUGGGACGGGCUCCUCAGCCCCAUUCUCAACACUGGAUGGCCAUACUGUGAACAAGGAAACUCCAGUAAGUUCAGAGGAAACUGUGGAAAUCCCACAAUAGGCAUCACCUUCUUUGUCAGUUACAUCAUCAUCUCCUUCCUCAUUGUGAUCAACAUGUACAUUGCUGUCAUCCUGGAGAACUUCAAUGUGGCCACAGAAGAAAGCACGGAGCCACUGAGUGAGGAUGAUUUUGACAUGUUCUAUGAGACCUGGGAGAAGUUUGACCCGGAGGCCACUCAAUUCAUUACAUUUUCAGCCCUUUCAGAUUUUGCAAAUACUUUGACAGGACCCCUGCGCAUUCCAAAACCCAACCAGAAUAUACUCAUCCAGAUGGACCUGCCUUUGGUCACAGGGGACAAGAUCCACUGUUUAGACAUUCUAUUUGCAUUUACCAAGAGAGUACUGGGGGAAUCUGGGGAGAUGGACACUCUGAAGGCCCAAAUGGAGGAAAAGUUCAUGGCCACUAAUCCUUCUAAAGAGUCCUAUGAACCGAUCGCAACUACUCUGAGAUCAAAACAGGAAAAUCUGUCUGCUGCCAUCAUUCAAAGGGCCUACAGAAAUUAUCUCUUGCAGCAGUCCCUGAGACAGGUCACCACUGUGUAUCUAAACAAUGUUGGUCAACGGGUAUGUGAGAGGGCCACUGAAGAUGAAGGCUUAAUUGAAUUCAUGAUGAAGGAAAACAGUGAGCUUCCAGAUAAGUCAGAAACCGCAUCAGCCUUGUCUUUCCCCCCGUCUUAUGAUAGUGUCACCAGAGGGCUCAGUGAAGAAGGUCAGCUAAGCGUAUCCAAUACCGGUCUACAGGAGGAAGAUGCUAGCUAUGACCAGCUAUCUCAGGACUUGGACAAGGCAUCAUCAGUGUAG
Molecule: messenger RNA, 4500 nt
Organism: Dromiciops gliroides (monito del monte)
Lineage: Eukaryota; Metazoa; Chordata; Mammalia; Microbiotheria; Microbiotheriidae
Product: sodium channel protein type 10 subunit alpha-like
Exons: 17
Coding region: 163-4500 (1445 amino acids)
Biological process (GO): membrane depolarization during action potential; neuronal action potential; regulation of heart rate
Cellular component (GO): axon; voltage-gated sodium channel complex; plasma membrane
Molecular function (GO): voltage-gated sodium channel activity involved in cardiac muscle cell action potential
Source: RefSeq, a predicted model, not a curated record